Pocillopora meandrina is the source of this 458-nucleotide messenger RNA. Lineage: Eukaryota; Metazoa; Cnidaria; Anthozoa; Scleractinia; Pocilloporidae. The record is from the annotation of a GenBank genome assembly.
AAGCAGUUUCAGAUCUUCAAUGCUCAUCAGCACUUGCACCUUCCAGAGGUUCUAAAAGACCUUGGCCACUUGUGGUCAAACUCAUGCUUUCCAUUUGAGGACUACAGUGGGGAUUUAUUCAGAGAGUUAUUCCAUGGAACAAAGAAUGUGGAUGGCCAGGUUUGUUCCUGUAUCAUGUACACGUAAUGAACUUUUUAUCCUGUUAAGUACCAAUCAGAUUAUUAUUAUCAUGGUCAACGAAGAUCAGAUGAUGCUGAAAUGUUAACAUGUCCUGAAAAUAUGUAAAACUGUCAAAACAAUAUUUUGAUGACAUAAACUUCUUGCUUUUGGCAUAGCUAUUGAUAUAUGACUCAAAUGAUGUUUGAUACAAUUUUGCAAUGUUUCAGAUUGUCACAGCAGUGUCAAUAAUCCAGAAGUUGCCUGAGAUAGCCAGAUCUACAACCCCAAGCAUUUUAUGA